ACUGCUCCUGGGUGGCGAGGUCACAAGUUCCCAUGAGGCACUGCCCCUACAGCGGAUCACACUUACCCACAGGCAGGGCGGAGAGAGGCUGAGACACUGGCGAGGCAGCUGGACGCGAGGGGAGAAGAAGUCCGGACUCACACCGAGGGGAAGCGAACAUCUGGCGCGUCUGAGAGCCGACAGGGGGAAUGACCAAUCACCCUUCACAGGCUAACGGCAUGCACUGCCUCCGGAAGGAGCAUCUGUACAAGGUGCUGGUGAUCGGGGACCUCGGGGUGGGGAAGACCUCCAUCAUCAGGCGCUACGUGCACCAGACCUACUCCAACAACUACCGGGCCACCAUCGGAGUGGACUUCGCCCUGAAGGUGCUGAACUGGGACUCGGAGACUGUGCGGCUCCAGCUGUGGGACAUCGCAGGUCAGGAGCGUUUUGGAAACAUGACGCGAGUGUACUACCGUGAAGCCAUGGGAGCCUUCAUAGUGUUCGACGUGACGCGGCCCACCACCUUCGAGGCGGUCAUCAAGUGGAAGGAGGACCUGGACUCCAAGCUGAUGCUUGACAAUGGACAGAGCAUCGCCACUGUGCUGCUGGCCAACAAGUCUGACCAGGGCAGAGAGCUGACCAACAGCGCCAUGAAAAUGGACCAGUUCUGCAAAGACCACGGCUUCGUCGGGUGGUUCGAGACCUCAGCUAAGGAUAAUCUCAACAUCUGUGAAGCUGCAAACUUUCUGGUCAAGCACAUCAUGGCCACGGAGAAUGAAAUCAUGAAAUCGAUGGUAUCGGACACCGUCUCACCGCAGUACGACGACGACAGACAGACGAGCUGCUCCGGCUGCUUCAAACAAUGAGGGGGUGAUGGUGGGACGGAGCAGAGUCACGGGAGGACAAAGAGGGACAGACACACACCACACGGCCCUCCAUGGACGUCUGAGUACCCACGGUGCAGUUCGGCUCCUCUGGUCCGAAUCGGAGUUGAACAUUGUUUGCUGCAUUUUUCACUUUCUGCAGUAAACCAGAGCUGAAGCGACGUGGACUCGGGAGCUGGACAAGUUUGAAGAGAGUUUUGGGAACUCAUGGUUAAAGUUUCUGACUUCAGUGAGACAGAACACCCACGUGGACGCUCUUUGGUAUUAAUGUACGAGAUUAUUUAAAGCAUUAUAACGUCAGCCUCGCUGUUUGGGAACUGUUCCUUUAAGAUGGUUGAGAUAUUAUUCUCACUUCCUCUAAUGUAACAGCUUUUCACUCUGACUAAACUAAAUAAACCAGUAAAUACUGGAGCCCGGCCGAUUUACAAUCAGCCAAUAUGAACCUUUCCCAGAUGUUCAUGUCUGCUGAUGUGAUAACUUUUAUUUUACAUAAUAAACGUGUAAUAAACGAGCAUUUAACAUUUAUGUCUACAUUAUAUCCUAAUUCAAGUUCUGUAUGUUUGGUUGUAUUUGUGUUUUCUUUUAAUUUAUAGUUAUUUACGAUAACGUGUGUGUUUAAACUAUAAAAUAUCAAACCUUUGGGGUUUAAAAACAACA
Hippoglossus stenolepis (Pacific halibut) is the source of this 1523-nucleotide messenger RNA. RefSeq names its product RAB38b, member of RAS oncogene family (gene rab38b). Gene Ontology annotation, molecular function: GTP binding; GTPase activity. The transcript has 3 exons. Gene Ontology annotation, cellular component: lysosome; trans-Golgi network; Golgi apparatus. Lineage: Eukaryota; Metazoa; Chordata; Actinopteri; Pleuronectiformes; Pleuronectidae. Gene Ontology annotation, biological process: endosome to lysosome transport; phagosome-lysosome fusion. The record is from RefSeq and is a predicted model, not a curated record. Bases 189 to 848 code for a protein of 219 amino acids.